Molecule: messenger RNA, 2067 nt
Organism: Lobosporangium transversale
Lineage: Eukaryota; Fungi; Mortierellomycota; Mortierellomycetes; Mortierellales; Mortierellaceae
Product: fungal-specific transcription factor domain-domain-containing protein
Exons: 6
Coding region: 1-2067 (688 amino acids)
Biological process (GO): DNA-templated transcription
Molecular function (GO): DNA binding; zinc ion binding
Source: RefSeq, a predicted model, not a curated record
AUGACAGAAUCACCCGACGAAGCAUUCUCACAGAAUGGGGAGGGUGCAAAGCGCUUCAAGUCUGGCUAUACGAAUGGUCAAUCCAGCGUAGAUGGCGUCAACAGUAAUCCGCACGUAGCAGGUCGCCCUGAGCUACAGCAAUAUCCCAUACUUCAAGGUGGUCAGACCGCAAGUAGCCUGUCAAAGACGACUGUUUCAGAGCCAAUAACCCAAUCAAAUACCGCCAUUCCUGAACAGAUGGAUGCUCUCGCAGCAAUGCUCUCCGAGACCACUCUUAAUACCAUGGCAUAUUAUGGUCCUAACGCUGCGACCAUCUCCACUGACUUGGAUGACGACGAUCUGUGGGGACCUCAGAUCCGAUCUACCAACACAGAAGAUCAGGUUGUACCCCCAGAGAUGCGGAUACUUCCUGAUGUCACAACUCGCAAGUAUCUUGCAGAGCUCUAUUACAAGAACCACUUUAUUCUUUUGCCUAUGGUGCAACGCGAAGUUUUACGAGUGUGCGAAGAAAAUAUUCAUAUACCGCAUUGCUUAUUGCUAUGCAAUGCGGUAUAUUAUUGUGGAUGUAUGUAUUCAGACAAUACGCUGCCACUCAGAAAAGACUCUGAUGAUGAAAGCACAGUGGGGGAGGAUUUCUUCGUGCGUGGCCAAGCGCUGUUGGAUAAAAAGUAUUUGACCACACAUAUUUGCACCAUCCAGUCUCUGCUUCUUUUUGCCAUUGGACACAAAUCUCCUGCGCAACGCUCAGGAUUCAUCAGCCAGGCUAUCACUAUGGCUCUGGAUAUGGGUCUUCAUACAAAACUAGAUGAGUCUGUCAAUCCAUUCAUGAGAGCUUACAGAGCACGUGUGUUUUGGUGCUGUUAUGUAUUCGACUCAACUUCUUCUGCAAUUGGAGGGAAGCCUACAUUGAUCAAUGAUGAUGAAAUUAGUGUGGAGAUGGUGCAAGUGGGAGAUCUGGGUCCAGAUACGGAGUAUUACUCAGAUCAGUACUUGAUCCAUUGUGUCCGCGGUUGGCAAAUUUGCCGAAAGAUCCGCAAGAACUCAAAGCUCGUUUCCCAACGCCCACCGCCAUCAAAACAGGUUUUGUUAGAGAACUUGGAUCGCUUAGACAAGGAGUUAGUUGAGUGGCAGGAGAAACUGCCACCCGUAUUUGAUCUUGUUCCUAAAAAAGGAUCCAUCACAUCUGAUGGCCAGUCAACCUUGCUUCAACCUCCCGCUGUAUCGAACCAAUUGCCCAAUCAGCUCCUACCGGCUCGUUCGCAAGUUGCUGUUGACCCAUCAAGCCAGCAAGGCCAACAAACACAGGCAAUCUUUGGGUCAUGGAUGCCCAUCAAUGAGCCUAGCAUCCCCGGGCUGAAUAGCGUUGCUUCUAAUUUGGUGGGUGAUAGCAAUCAUCUCGGUGGGUUACCAGGAACUACUACUGAAGAAGUUAUAGAUAUUCAGUCGAUCGCUUUUGAUCCAAGGCAAGAGGCACUCUUUUCAACAGCAGCAUCUAGCACGUACAACACUCAUGGCGUGAUGCAGACCAGGAUCCCAAGCUCAUCCGCUUCUCCUUCAGCAGUCUCAAAAAUAUUAACUGAUGAUAUAUUCUUGACUUCUAUUCCUAGAAGCCAAACAUCACUACCCUCACCUGCAACAUCACAUUCCUCCGCCUCAGUUCAGAAUCCACUCUCUCCUCCAAUCAUCGAAGAUUCGACGUUCUCGCUUCAACCCUCGGCCUCAUUAUCACCACAUUUACAAAAGCAUAGUCAGUCUAGUCAAGGUGGAAAUGACAGUAUUAAUAAUCAUAGCGGUCUAGCAGCAUGCUCCCCUGAUAUGGCACCAUCUAACGCUAGUUCACCUAGCAACUCUCUGUCUGAAGAGGCGAUGAUUCAAUCGUUCACAGGACAAAUGGUUAGUGACACAUUUUACAUGCACAUUAACCUCCCAGCGGAGCAUCCAAGGAACGACCCCACGUCAUUCCUGUACCUACCAAGCGAGCUUGAAUAUGGCGAUACCACGGCGCUCUCACCGGCAGCCUCUGGAGGAUCCUCAGAAAUUGAUACCAUGUCGCCACCGCCAUUUUAA